AUGAUGGGAGGCAGACAGACUCCCCAUCCUUCCAUUCCCCAUCCCUCCAUUCCCCAUCCUUCCAUUCCCCAUCCCUCCAUUCCCCAUCCUUCCAUUCCCCAUCCUUCCAUUCCCCAUCCUUCCAUUCCCCAUCCUUCCAUUCCCCAUCUUCCAUUCGCCAUCCUUCCAUUCCCCAUCCUUCCAUUCCCCAUCCUUCCAUCCCUUAUCCUUCCAUUCCCCAUCUUCCAUUCCUCAUCCUUCCAUUCCCCAUCCUUCCAUUCCCCAUCCUUCCAUUCCCCAUCCUUCCAUUCCCCAUCCUUUCUUUCCCCAUCCUUCCAUUCCCCAUCCGUCCAUAUUCCCAUCCCUCCAUUCCCCAUCCUUCCAUUCCCCAUCCUUCCAUUCCCCAUCCGUUCAUAUCCCCAUCCCUCAAUUCCCCAUCCUUCCAUUCCCCAUCCCUCCAUUCCCCAUCUUUCCAUUCCCCAUCCUUCCAUUCCCCAUCCUUUCAUUCCCCAUCCUUCCAUUCCCCAUCCUUCCAAUCUCCAUCCGUCCAUAUUCCCAUCCCUCCAUUCCCCAUCCUUCCAUUCCCCAUCCCUCAAUUCCUCAUCCUUCCAUUCCCCAUCCGUCCAUAUCCCCAUCCCUCAAUUCCCCAUCCUUCCAUUCCCCAUCCCUCCAUUCUCCAUCCUUCCAUUCCCCAUCCUUCCAUUCCCCAUCCCUCCAUUCCCCAUCCCUCCAUUCCCCAUCCCUCCAUUCCCCAUCCCUCCGUUCCCCAUCCUUCCAUUCCCCAUUCUUCCAUUCCCCAUCCUUCCAUUCCCCAUCCUUCCAUUCCCCAUCCUUCCAUUCCCCAUCUUCCAUUCGCCAUCCUUCCAUUCCCCAUCCUUCCAUUCCCCAUCCUUCCAUUCCCCAUCCUUCCAUUCCCCAUCUUCCACUCCCCAUCCUUCUAUUCCCCAUCCUUCCAUUCCCCAUCCUUCCAUUCCCCAUCCUUCCAUUCCCCAUCCUUCCAUUCCCCAUCCUUACAUUCUCCAUCCGUCCAUAUUCCCAUCCCUCCAUUCCCCAUCCUUCCAUUCCCCAUCCUUCCAUUCCCCAUCCGUCCAUAUCCCCAUCCCUCAAUUCCGCAUCCUUCCAUUCCCCAUCCCUCCAUUCCCCAUCUUUCCAUUCCCCAUCCUUCCAUUCCCCAUCCUUCCAUUCCCCAUCCUUCCAUUCCCCAUCCUUCCAUUCUCCAUCCGUCCAUAUUCCCAUCCUUCCAUUCCCCAUCCUUCCAUUCCCCAUCCUUCCAUUCCCCAUCCGUCCAUAUCCCCAUCCCUCAAUUCUCUAUCCUUCCAUUCCCCAUCCCUCUAUUCCCCAUCUUUCCAUUCCCCAUCCUUUCAUUCCCCAUCCCUCCAUUCCCCAUCUCUCCAUUCCCCAUCCUUCCAUUCCCCAUCCUUCCAUUGCCCAUCCUUCCAUUCCCCAUCCUUCCAUUUCCCAUCCUUCCAUUCCCCAUCUUCCAUUCCCCAUCCUUCCAUUCCCCAUCCUUCCAUUCCCCAUCCUUCCAUUCCCCAUCCUUCCAUUCCCCAUCCUUCCAUUCUCCAUCCGUCCAUAUUCCCAUCCCUCCAUUCCCCAUCCUUCCAUUCCCCAUCCCUCCAUUCCCCAUCCUUCCAUUCCCCAUCCGUCCAUAUCCCCAUCCCUCAUUUCCCCAUCCUUCCAUUCCCCAUCCCUCCAUUCCCCAUCCUUCCAUUCCCCAUCCUUCCAUUCCCUAUCCUUCCAUUCCCCAUCCUUCCAUUCCCCAUCCUUCCAUUCCCCAUCCUUCAAUUCCCCAUCCUUCCAUUCCCCAUCCUUCCAUUCCCCAUCUUCCAUUCCUCAUCUUUCCAUUCCCCAUCCUUCCAUUCCCCAUCCUUCCAUUCCCCAUCCUUCCAUUCCCCAUCCUUUCUUUCCCGAUCCUUCCAUUCCCCAUCCGUCCAUAUUCCCAUCCCUCCAUUCCCCAUCCUUCCAUUCCCCAUCCUUCCAUUCCCCAUCCGUCAAUAUCCCCAUCCCUCAAUUCCCCAUCCUUACAUUCCCCAUCCCUCCAUUCCCCAUCUUUCCAUUCCCCAUCCUUCCAUUCCCCAUCCUUUCAUUCCCCAUCCUUCCAUUCCCCAUCCUUCCAUUCUCCAUCCGUCCAUAUUCCCAUCCCUCCAUUCCCCAUCCUUCCAUUCCCCAUCCCUCCAUUCCUCAUCCUUCCAUUCCCCAUCCGUCCAUAUCCCCAUCCCUCAAUUCCCCAUCCUUCCUUUCCCCAUCCCUCCAUUCCCCAUCCCUCCAUUCCCCAUCCCUCCAUUCCCCAUCCCUCCAUUCCCCAUCCUUCCAUUCCCCAUUCUUCCAUUCCCCAUCCUUCCAUUCCCCAUCCUUCCAUUCCCCAUCCUUCCAUUCCCCAUCCCUCCAUUCGCCAUCCUUCCAUUCCCCAUCCUUCCAUUCCCCAUCCUUCCAUUCCCCAUCCUUCCAUUCCCCAUCUUCCAUUCCCCAUCCUUCCAGUCCCCAUCCUUCCAUUCCCCAUCCUUCCAUUCCCCAUCCUUCCAUUCCCCAUCCUUCCAUUCCCCAUCCUUCCAUUCCCCAUCCUUCCAUUCUCCAUCCGUCCAUAUUCCCAUCCCUCCAUUCCCCAUCCUUCCAUUCCCCAUCCUUCCAUUCCCCAUCCGUCCAUAUCCCCAUCCCUCAAUUCCGCAUCCUUCCAUUCCCCAUCCCUCCAUUCCCCAUCUUUCCAUUCCCCAUCCUUCCAUUCCCCAUCCUUCCAUUCCCCAUCCUUCCAUUCCCCAUCCUUCCAUUCUCCAUCCGUCCAUAUUCCCAUCCUUCCAUUCCCCAUCCUUCCAUUCCCUAUCCUUCCAUUCCCCAUCCGUCCAUAUCCCCAUCCCUCAAUUCUCUAUCCUUCCAUUCCCCAUCCCUCCAUUCCCCAUCUUUCCAUUCCCCAUCCUUCCAUUCCCCAUCCCUCCAUUCCCCAUCCCUCCAUUCCCCAUCCCUCCAUUCCCCAUCCCUCCAUUCCCCAUCCUUCCAUUCCCCAUCCUUCCAUUGCCCAUCCUUCCAUUCCCCAUCCUUCCAUUCCCCAUCCUUCCAUUCCCCAUCUUCCAUUCCCCAUCCUUCCAUUCCCCAUCCUUCCAUUCCCCAUCCUUCCAUUCCCCAUCCUUCCAUUCCCCAUCCUUCCAUUCUCCAUCCGUCCAUAUUCCCAUCCCUCCAUUCCCCAUCCUUCCAUUCCCCAUCCCUCCAUUCCCCAUCCUUCCAUUCCCCAUCCGUCCAUAUCCCCAUCCCUCAAUUCCCUAUCCUUCCAUUCCCCAUCCCUCCAUUCCCCAUCCUUCCAUUCCCCAUCCCUCCAUUCCCCAUCCUUCGAUCCCCAUCCUUCCAUGCCCUGUCAUUCCACCUCUACCCACAGCAACCUGA
This is a messenger RNA of Closterium sp. NIES-65, 3351 nucleotides long. NCBI's taxonomy places the organism in Eukaryota, Viridiplantae, Streptophyta, Zygnematophyceae, Desmidiales, Closteriaceae. The record is from the annotation of a GenBank genome assembly.